This is a messenger RNA of Ipomoea triloba (trilobed morning glory), 1290 nucleotides long. RefSeq names its product pathogen-associated molecular patterns-induced protein A70-like. Lineage: Eukaryota; Viridiplantae; Streptophyta; Magnoliopsida; Solanales; Convolvulaceae. The transcript has a single exon. The coding region runs from base 146 to 991 and encodes 281 amino acids. The record is from RefSeq and is a predicted model, not a curated record.
CCCACUGCCACUCCCUGCUCUCCUAUCUCCAUGUUUCCAGUUUCCCACCCCACACUCUCCACUCCUUACCCCCUCUCUCUCUCUCUCUCUCUCUCUCUCUAAAACCUUAAACAUCCCCCUAUCUCUCUCUAGAAAACCUCUGAAAAUGUUGGAAGAUACAGUCUCCAUAGUUCCCUCUUCAUUCAUGGCAGCCAUGAACAACUGGUUCACUCCCACUGUCUUCUUCGUUCUUCUCAAUGUUGUGAUUGCCACCAUAGUCUUCAUCUCCUCGCUAGCCAACCAAAAGAAACAACAACAGACUCCCAAGCUCGCCGGAUCUCCCUCUGUUCUUCAGCGUCUCAGAUCCAUCAACCUCUCUAAUCUCAGAUCUCAGGAACCCAUUUUUAAAUUUAACCCAACAGAUUCCGAUACCCUUUUCAAUCUUGACCCCACCCUUCCCCCCCAAAUCCUUGAACCCCAAAUGCCUUACACCUUUUUCCACCUCCCCCAAGAAAUCCCCACCCUUGAAACCCAGACCACCCACUACAUUUUCCGGCAAGAAAAUGAGACACAUUAUGUUUCCCAUCAAGAAACUGUUGAACGGACUGAGACCCACGAUGUGAAAACUGAAGAAAUCGAAGCCCAUUUCGAUUUCCAGGCGUCCCAUGAAGAGGAGCCAGAAGGAGAAAAGGAAGAAGAGAAACCGGAGAGGUUGGAUGAGGCGCCGGAGCCUGAAACGACGCCGUUUGCCGUCGAGAUUCCAGAGAGGCUGCCGGCGAAGAUGAAGAAAUCGGCGAGCAUGAAGUCCUCAGCUUUUAAGCCGGCUGAGAAGGAGGACGUGGAGGCGCGGCGGCCGGCGACGAUGAAGGAGAGAGUGGCGGCGGAGGUGGACGAGGAAGUGGACGCAAAAGCCGACGAUUUCAUCAACAAAUUCCGGCAGCAGCUGAAGCUGCAGAGGGUGGAUUCCACACUUAGGUACAAGGAAGCCAUCCGCAGAGGGGCCGGAAGCUAAAUUAUUAACUUUAUAGGGGUCGUUUUUUUUAAUUCUGCUUAGUUUUGGGACUCUUGUAUAAAAACUGGAAAGUUGCUCACUUUUUUGAGAUUCUAGCUAAGCAAGCCUAAAGCCAGCCACUCUACUGCUCGUCGAUGGGCGUUCUGGUCAUUUCGGCCUACGGCGGUCACGUUUUGGAAUUUAUUGCUAUUACCUAAUAUAGAUGCCACAUUGUAUAACUUCAAUUAUAUAGUUUCAACUUUGAACUUGAAUGUGGUAUGAAUUAACGGAUUAAAAUUAAUCUUGGCGCUUCUUAACUA